This is a messenger RNA of Leptinotarsa decemlineata (Colorado potato beetle), 576 nucleotides long. RefSeq lists its product as uncharacterized. NCBI's taxonomy places the organism in Eukaryota, Metazoa, Arthropoda, Insecta, Coleoptera, Chrysomelidae. The record is from RefSeq and is a predicted model, not a curated record.
AUGGCCAAAGUUUUAUCAGCAUCGAAAAUCAUCAUAUGGAACGAAUGCACAAUGGCGCACAAACGUGCAUUAGAAGCACGUAACCGAAUAUUGAAAGAUAUACGCAAUGACUCGAGAUGUUUUGGAGGUGCAAUGAUUUUACUUUCUGGCGAUUUCUGCCAAACACUGCCAGUAAUUCCAAGAUCAACGGCUGCCGACGAAAUAAACGCUUGCCUCAAAUCAUCGAAUCUAUGGCGCUAUGUGAAGAAACUUCAGCUGACAACAAACAUGGGAUUUGCAUUGCUUAAUGAUACAUCUGCUGAAGAUUUCUCUGAGCAAUUGCUUACUAUCGGUAAUAGUCCAGUACCGGUCGACGAAUCGAGCGGAUUGAUUUCAUUUCCUCAGAAUUUCUGUAACUUUGUCUCAUCGAAAGACGAACUUAUCAGCAACGUAUUCCCAAACAUAAUCACCAACUACAAAAAUAAUGAAUGGUUGAGUGAGCGAGCAAUUUUAGAUCCUAAGAAUAAAGAUGUAGAUGACCUAAACUACAUAAUUCAGAAUGAUGAUUGGAACAAUGCAUUCAUUCAAAUCAAUUGA